Messenger RNA from Phanerochaete carnosa HHB-10118-sp, 1506 nucleotides. RefSeq lists its product as uncharacterized. Gene Ontology annotation, biological process: transmembrane transport. The record is from RefSeq and is a predicted model, not a curated record. Gene Ontology annotation, cellular component: membrane. NCBI's taxonomy places the organism in Eukaryota, Fungi, Basidiomycota, Agaricomycetes, Polyporales, Phanerochaetaceae. The coding region runs from base 1 to 1506 and encodes 501 amino acids. The transcript is spliced from 4 exons. Gene Ontology annotation, molecular function: transmembrane transporter activity.
AUGUUCGAGGACGACAUUUGUCGGUCGCCCAUUGUGCAGAAGGCGUACUCCAAAGAUAUCAUUAUCUACACUACCGUCUCUGCUGUGCUCAGCGUCGUGCUGGCUGGGCCGUACGGCAGAGUGUCGGAUAUCCGCGGCAGGAAGCGGGCGCUGACAAUCUCGGCCACACUCAACGCACUCGGGAAUGUUUGGCUUGUGCUAUGCUCAUUCUUCGCUACGCUGCGCAGUCCCUGGCUCGUGCAGCUUGCAGCGGUUCUACAAGGCCUUGGUGGCGGCUUCUCUAUUAUCACGGCCAUCCAGAACGCUGCCAUCACCGACACGUCCGCCCCGAGCGAGCUGUCGCUCUGCAUGGGCCGCACUUACCUCCUGUCGUGGAUCAGUAUCAUAAUUGGCCUGGGUAUCAGUGCCAAUCUGCUCGAUGUGAACCUUUACGUUACAAACUUUGGCACCAAUGUGCUCAUUUGGUUGGUGUAUCUACUGUAUCUCCACUUCGUUGUCCGCGAGGUGCGUGUGCCGCCAGCGGAGGACAACGCCGAUGUUGCAGCAGCAGCAGCGCCGGGCGAAGCCACAACAUACCAGUCAAUCCCUUCACGUCUGCUUGCCGCGACACGCUCAGUGUUCGAACCAAUGACCAUUCUGGCGCGGCAUACCACGCUGCUCUUCUUGUCCAUCGCCAUCGUCGGCACCACGCUAUCUAUCGGAGUGUUCAGCCUCAUCAUACCGUACUGCGACACCAAAUUUGGACUAGAGCCUAGUGAGGCGGGUCUCAUAACUGCAGCCUGGUCCGUUUCACGGGCCGUCAUCGUCGUCUUCCUCCUUCCAAUGUUCCUCGCUGCCUACCAAUGGUUGGCGUGGUUGGCGAACUGGAAGAGACCAGAGAGAAAACCAGCGUCAGUACAUAUUGAUGUAGCGGCCGAUGAGACAGCACCCUUGCUAGUCGAAGCUACACAAGAGCCCCAGGCAGACGAAAACACUCAGACGACAGCACCGUCACCGUCGGCAUCGAAGAGACUAGCAAUGAUUCGCAUCUGCCUCAUGGUCAGCGCGCUGGGCAUGCUUGCCACUGAAAGCAGCCGCAACGUUGGAGAGGUCGCACUCGGUCUGUGCUCCGCAUACAGCGCGCUACAGUACCCAUCUGACACCAUGACCACAGCAACGGUUGCGAGCUCGUUCGGCACGCUUGCAGUGCCGUUUAUGCAAGCACUACUCACGCUUGCCGCGCCGCCCGGCGCGACCGGACGCGUGCUCGCUGGCUUGUCUAUCCUGCAGUCCGCUGCAAUCGCCCUGCGCGGCCUUGUGUUCGUCACAUUAUUCGAUGUUACCUUGGAAAAGGCUUCCGGAGCGGUCUGGUGGUUGUCUGCCGUGAGUGUUGACAAGCGUCCUGUGGAGAGCCUCAUCUUGGCUCUGUCUAGUUUGGUCAUGUUCAGCCUACGUCCGAAGCAGUUCGUGUCGCACAGUGUGCUGUACGCUGACGGUCCCUCCGCGGCUCAUUUUGACCUUGCCUAG